This is a messenger RNA of Varanus komodoensis (Komodo dragon), 2826 nucleotides long. RefSeq names its product serotransferrin-1-like. The transcript has 17 exons. Gene Ontology annotation, biological process: iron ion transport. Bases 64 to 2271 code for a protein of 735 amino acids. Gene Ontology annotation, cellular component: plasma membrane; early endosome; recycling endosome. Lineage: Eukaryota; Metazoa; Chordata; Lepidosauria; Squamata; Varanidae. The record is from RefSeq and is a predicted model, not a curated record.
UAUGAGGCAAGAUGGAGGCUCCCACAUAGAAGCACGCAAGACUGAGGCUGUGGAUCUGCAGCCAUGAAGGCGUUGCCAGCUGCCCUGCUUCUCCUGGCCACUCUUGCUCCUCUGUCUACAGGCAAGAAGUUCCGAUGGUGCACACUUUCCGAUCUGGAGCAGAGGAAGUGCUCAGAACUGUCCCGAGCGCUCGUGGCCGUGCUGCCCCCCGCUGCAGUCAGUGCCUUCGCCCGGGUCUCCUGCAUCAGCGCACGCAACGCAAACGACUGUAUCAACAAGAUCCGAGUGAACAAAGCGGAUGCUGCCUCCUUGGAUGCUGGAGAUGUGUACUCUGCCGUGCAGCUUCAUGGCCUGAGCGUGGUGGCAAAGGAGGUCUACCCAGAGGGUAGCUGCGUAUUCGCUGUCGCCGUGGCCAGAAGGGGAACGCUGGACAUCCACAGCCUAAAGGGAACCCGUAGCUGCCAUAACGGAGCCCGGUGGACCUCAGGCUGGAACCUCCCGCUGGGCUUCCUUCUGGCCAGCAACCCGCUGAUGUGGGGUGGCAACCGCCCUGUCCACCAUGUGCUCAGCAGUUACUUCAAUGCCAGCUGCAUCCCUGGCGCCGGCGCUGCUGCCCCUCGGCUGUGCGCUCUCUGCCAAGGACAGAAAUCCUACGUCCAGGACAAGAACCACUUCUGCGAGGCCAGCAGCAGCGAACCUUUUCACGGCUCAGAGGGAGCCUUCAGGUGCUUGAAAAGCGGAGUGGCGGAUGUGGCUUUCCUGGACCACCUCACAAUCAUGAGGGCCACAGAGUCCGAAGAAGACGACUAUGAACUGCUGUGUCCUGACGGGUCCACAGCGCCCCUGCCAGCCUAUGCCACCUGCAACCUGGGCCGUGGGCCAGGACGGGCUGUUGUCACACGCCACAGCUUCCAGAAGGUUGCCAGGAAGUUCCUCGCCACCAUCCAGCACCUCUUUGGAAAAGCGGGGAAGGAGAGGGUCAGGUUCGAGCUCUUUGCAUCUGCGCCAUUCAGAGGGAAGGACCUGCUCUUCCAUGACGCAACUCGCCACUUCCAGACAACUGCCGAGGAGGCCCAGAUCAGUCGCAUCCUCGGCCUGGAGUAUGUGGCUCUCCUGCAGGCCUUGGGCCAUGAAGGGAGCUCCCUCACCAACAGCCUGGUGCGCUGGUGCUGCAUCGGGGAUGCCGAGCUCCGCAAAUGUGAGGAGUGGGCUUUGCACAUCAGGUCAGACCCCCUGGUCUGUGUCCACGCAGACUCCAAGACCAACUGCAUUGAGCUGAUUAAGAACAACGGGGCAGAUGCCGUUACGCUGGAUGCAACACAUGCCUACUUCGCAGACAAGUGUGGCCUACGUCCUGUUGCUGCAGAAUGUUAUGCGGAAGAGUGUCCUGAGGCCGAGAAGGAAGACGGGAGCGAGAGGCAGGCGGGCCACGCAACGCUCCCUCCAGGCUACGCCAUCGCCCUGGUGAAGAAGGCCGCCAAGCACUUGAGCAUCCGCAAUCUGCAGGGGAGGCGCUCCUGCCACAGCCACGUGUACAGCCCGGCCGGCUGGCUGCUCCCUUCCCGCUACACUGCUAGGGCUCCGGGGGACGACUCCACCCCCUGCAGCCUCAGCUCUGCCUACCAGGAGUACUUCUGGAAGGGCUGCAUGCCGGGCGCAGGGGGCAAUCUCUGCAAGGUCUGCAUCGGUCCAGCGGAGCGGGAGGGUGAGAAGCCUUCGUCCAGGUGUGCCGCCCAUCACGAUGAGCGCUACUACGGCAACCUGGGUGCCCUCAGGUGCCUCUUUGGAGACCCCCAUGGAAGAAGUUUCGGCGAUGUGGCUUUCUUGGAACACCAUAACCUGCUCCAGAAUAUUGAGUACCUGAAAAGCUCAGGAUGGGCAACGGGAUACUCUGCAGGGGACCUGGAGCUCCUGUGCCCAGACGGGAGCCGAGCAGCAGUGACGGACUGGCAGACCUGCAACCUGGGCCCCGUUCCGCCCAGUGUGGUCGUGGCGCGGCCAAUGACUGUGGCCAGGGUCUACGACUUCUUGGCUAAGUCCCAGGAGGUGGGCACGGCCGCUGCAUUUCGGCUCUUUCAGUCGCAGAAGUAUGAAGCAAGCGACCUGCUCUUUAAAGACGCCACCCAGCGACUCAUCCCCGUGAGCCACCUGCACUACGAGGCCAUCCUUGGGCAGGCCUUCCUCCAGCUUGCAGAGUCCAUCUUUAGCUGCACACCCGCCGGCAUCCUGGACUUCUGCAAAACGGACAGCUGUGCCUCUUCAGCACAGUGACAUCAUGUCCAGAGGAACCCCCAAAAAUGCAAAACUUGCAAGAGGACUUUUGGAUUUCUACCUGUGGCCGUUUUCCUUAGUAAGCAGAGACAAGUUGGACCUUAUCCAGCUGUGUGAAGGAGCAAACCCCCUGCCGCUCCCAGCAGCAUCCUGCCAACCCCAAGAUCCAACUCCCCUUUACGUACAUGCUUCACUGGCUUCUUUGGGGCACUUCCAGAUAUGACUUUGUUUUACAAAAGCUGAAGAACACCUUGAGUACAACCUUUAAAAGAGACCAUGCUUCAGCCAUCCACUGGUUCGUGGCAAGCGGUUCCGUCCUAGAACAACAGCUAGUUUGCUGAAGGGAGGACCGAAUGGAGAGCAACGACUACUCAAUAAGCAGCAUUCUCACACAGCCACCCCGACAGCCACGGGCCGAGCUGCAAUCAGUACACGAGGCCGAAGCUGCUACCUCUUUCCAAGUGGCUGGGGAGUGGGUGACACGUAUGGCAAAACCAUGGCCCUGGGGAAUACCCACACGGCGCCCUGGCCUUCUCAGGCCAGCAUGUUGCUCAG